UUUUAUAAGCCUUCAUAAUUUUUCUCUCUCUUAAUUGGCAUUGAAUUAUUUUCAGGUUAUUGCUAGAUCAAAAAAACAGGAAAGACCAUCUAGACACUUGCCCUCUUGAUAAAUAGUGCCAAACUACUUCACAAUAUUUGUAUGAUUUUCACUUUCAAAAGCAAAAUUUGAGGCUUUAAUUGGUCAUAAAUACAUGGUGUUGUUAAUUUUCUCUUGAUUUUGAAAUGACAUUUCAUUAUGACUUGAAUAUACAUGUUCCUUUUUAUUAGUGAGCUAGGCUAUGCAUACUCAUCAGGUAGGCUUCAUGUUUUGUGAGUUACCCAGGUAGGAUUUUUGCUUGUUUUUAUAUGGAGUAUGAUUUGGACCAGUUUGUAAGCAGAUGGGUUUUGUUUGUUUAUUCUAAGUAUUUGUUUAAGGGCCAUUUAUUUUCUUUUUUUCUGGAACUCAAACUGACUUGGGAUCUUGAGUCCCCCUUUCCUGGCCUUCUGAGUGCUGCUGGGAUUACAGCCCUUCUUCCUUCAGUUUGUUUAUGUGAUGUUUACACUGACUGGUUUUCCUAUGUUGAACCAUCCCUCCCUCCAUCUCGAGGAUGAGGGCUUCUUGUCAUGGUGAUGAUCGUUUUGAUGUGUUCUUGAAUUCAGCUUGUGAGUAUUUUAUUAUUUAUUGCAUCCCUGUUCAUAAGGGAACUUGGUUAUUUUUCUCUCCAUCUUUUUUUUUUUUUUUUUUUUUUUGGUUGUUGAAUCCUUGUGUAGUUUGGGUAUUGGUGUGAUUGUGGCCUCGUAAAAUUUGUUUGGCUAUAUUCCUUCUGUUUCUAUUUUGUGGAAUUAAUUUGAGGAGUAUUGGUGUUAGCCCUUCCUUGAAAGUCUGAUAGAAUUAUUUGCUGAAAUCUUCUGGCCCUGAGAUUUUUUUGGCUAGAAGACUUUUAAUGACUGCUUCUAUUUCCUUAGGGGUUAUAGAUUAUUUAAGUUGCUUAUCUGAUCUUGAUUUAACUUUUUAAGUGAUAUCUAUCAAAAUUAUCCAUUUUAGAUUUUCCAGUUUUAUGUAAUAUAGAUUUUUAAAGUAUAACCCAAUGACUCUUUGAAUUUCCUUGGUGUCAGUUGGUAUGUUGUGUUUUCAUUUUCAUUGAAUUCUAGAAAGUCUUUAAUUUCUUUAUUUCUGUCUUAUCCAGUAGUUAAUCAAUAUAGAGUUGUUUAGUUUCUAUGAGUUUAUAGAUGUUGUUGUUGUUGAAAUCCAGUUUUAUUCUGUAGUAGUCUGAUAGGAUGCAGAGUUAUUUAAGUUUUUUUUUGUAUCUGUUCAGUCUUGCUUUGUUCCAUGGGGUGCUGAGAAGAAGGUAUUCUUUCGUGUUUGGGUGAAAUGUUCUUUAGAUAUGCUAGGUCCAUUUAACUUAUAACAACUUUAGCUUCAGUAUUUAUCUGUUUAGUUUUUGUCUGGGCAAUCUGUCUUUUGGUUGGGAGUGGGAUAUUGAAGUCUCCCACUCUCAGUGUGUGAGAAUCAGUGUGUGUUUUAAGCUUUCUUGUUUCUUUUACAAACCUGGGUGCUCUUUGCAUUGGGAGCAUGGUAAGAAUUGAAACAUCAUCAUGGUGGAUUUUUCCUUUGAUGAGUAUGAAGCUUCUUUCCCCAUCUCUUGAUUCAUUUUGGUGAAGCAAUGUCAAUCUUUGAUGUUGAGGUGUGUUUCUUGUAUGCACCAGCAAGAUGAAUCCUGUUUUCCCAUUCAUUCUGUUAGUCUGUGUCUUUUUUUAUUGGGGAAUUGAAACCAUUGGUAUUAAGAGAUAUGAGUGACCAAUGAUAGUUAAUUCAGUUAUUUUAGUGAUGGGAGUGGUGGAUAUAUGUGUGUGUUUCCCUGCUCUUAGUUUUGCUGGUGUGAAAGUAUUGAUUUCCUGUGUUCUCAUGGGUGUGGUUAACUACUUGGAUUGAAGUUUUUCUUCUCCCUUCUGUAGGACUGGAUUUAUAGAUGCAUAUUGUUUAAAUUUUACUUUAUCAUAGAAUACUUUUUAAAAAACAUUUUAUUCAUUCAUUUUGAGUUUCACACCAUGUACCCCAGUCCUGCUCAUCUACCUGUCCCCUCAUAUCCCCCCUUUGCCCUUGCGUUGCCCCUCCCAAAUAAAACAAGCCAAAAAAAACAAAAUUUUGUUCUUACAAAAAUCCCAACUCAUAGAAAACAUCUCAUCAUGACAGCUAUAGUAUGUCACAGUGUGCCCCACAGUCUAUCCCUCUGUCCACAUAUCUUCACUUGCAGAUGUUCAUUGCAGUGAGUCAUUGGUCUCAUUCGAGAUCUCUGGCAUCUGUGACAUGCUAAUAUUGGAUCCUCAUUGAGACUUCUGGUUAUCCUGUUGUUGCGCUGUGUCAUGGAGAUCCUGCAGCUUUGGAACAGCAGAAAUGGCCUUUUCAUAUGUCCCAACCAUUAGUAAAUGAUAGAGAUUUUGGGGAGGACCAAUUCAGAGCUCUAGAUCUGGACCUGGGCGGUAGCUGCUGGUCAGCCUGCCAACUCUCUCUUAACAGUACCACCAAGGAGAACUCUCCAGCACUUCUCCGACUAGACUACCUAAUGCUAUCAUUGGCAGGAGGCAGGGUCAGCUCUCCUGCUCUCAUGCCCUUGGGGCCAGCUCACCCACACCCACACCUCCAGAGUCAGCUCCACUGUAUUGCCUAGGCAGUGCCCUCUCUUCUGAGUGCUACAGCCAGUGAGGGGACAGGGCUAACUGUCCCCCUCUCAUGACCCGCCCAGGUCACUCUCCCAGGUACUACAGUUGUCAUGGAGGAGGAAGAGACCCUCACCCCUGCACCUAUGUCUCCUCCCACCUCAUAGCAGACUAGUGUUGAGGACAGUUCUCUCAAGCUCUGACCCUCAGAGCUGACUCACCUGUUCUCCUACUCUGACUCACCAGAGUCAGCUCUGCUGUGCUGUCCAGGCAAGAUGCAGGGCCCACUUACCUGAUUCCUAUAUGGUUCUCCUGAGCUCAUGGUCCUGUGGACAGCUUUCCUGACUGCUAGAGGUGUUAGGAGGUAGAGGCAUCACUUCUGCACCUGUGCCACCCCACAGCAGAGGAGUGGCAGGGUCAGCUCUCCCACAUUCAUGCCCUCAUGUUCUUUAGUGGUAAUAUGAACCAGGGACAUCAACACCAACCCCUGCAUCUGUAUGUAGCCACGGACUCAGAUACUCAGUGUCAACUUGGGCUAGGACCUCACCAUGGCCCCAGGUAGCAGGAUUGCUCACUUAUUACCGGCUACUCCUCUCCACUCUAGAGUCUCCAGUUUCAUCUCUCUUCAUAAUGUUCAAGCUGCUCCACUUCUCUUACCCUCCCAUGUGACCAUCACAUACUUGUAUAGCCCUGCAGGCUGGCCACUCAGCUAGUGGGCCCCUGGGUGAUGACCUCCUCCAUCCUUGCUUCGUGGUGUGGCAGCAAGCUGGUGUCUGUGACCCACGUGUGCCAUGUGUUGGAGGACCGGUCUGGGUGACAUGGUGGUCCUCAGGACUCUGUCUUCCUCCUCUUGUCUUGUACUGUACUGUUUGGAUUUGAUUUUAUUUCAUUUUAUUAGUCCUAGGCAUAAGACAGCUUUGGCCACUAAGCCAGGCAUCAAGCUAGGAUGAACAAAGGACUGCCAUCUGCUCUGCCUCUGACUGAUAUAAGAACAACACCACCAACAGGGUGUUUCUUUACCCAUCACCAGGGAAUGGAAUAUCUUUUUUUGUUUUCUCAGAACAUCUAUGAUGAUUGAAAGUUUUUCUGGGUGUAGUAGUCUGGGCUGGCAUAUGUAGCCUUUUAGAGUCUGUAGAACAUUUGUCCAGAUCCUUCUGGCUUUUAGAGUCUGCAUUGAGAAGUUAGGAAUAAUUCUAAUAGAUCUGCCUUUCUAUGUUUCUUGCUCUUUUUCCCUUGCAGCUUUUAACAUUCUUUCUUUGUUCUGUAUGUUUAGUGUUUUGAUUAUUACAUAGCAGGGGAACAUUAUUUUCUCCAACGUAUUUGGUGUUCUGUUUGCUUUUUGUGUCUUUAUAGGCAUCUCCUUAUUUAGAUUACGGAAAUUUUCUUCUAUGAUUUUGUUGAAAAUAUUUUCUGGGCCUUUGACCUGGAAUUCUUCUAUUCCUAUUAUUUUUAGGUUUGGUCUUUUCAUAGUGUCCCAGAUUUCCUGAAUGUUUUAUGUCAGGAAUUCUUUUAGAUUUAAUAUUUUCUUUGACUGGUGUAUUCAUUUCUUCUAUUGUAUCAUCAAUGACUGGGUAGGAAUUCGUUCAUUUUCUCUUUUAAAACACACAUCAUCUUCAUAAGUUGGUUUUAAGGUCUUUUUCUUGUCUUUCAGCUAUGUUGGACUAUUCAUGGCCUUAUGUGGUGAGACAACUGGGCUCUGGUGAGGACAUACUGCAUUGGCUUUUGUUGGUUGUGUUCUUGCACUGGUUUAGGGUGAUUUUAGGUCUAGGUGUCAAUUUCUGAGUUUGUUUUUGUUGCAUGGAUAUUUUAUUCCUUGGUUUCUGUUUUCUCUUUGGUCUCCUGGCUGAUGUGGCCUGUAGGAGGCUGGACUUCUGACAGCUGGCAGGGCCUCUGAUUGAGGCAGGAGGUAUGUGCCCAAGUUGCAGGCUGGGGCACACCUCCUGAGGAAAGGGCAUUGGGGAGGGCCACCAAGAGAAUGGGGAGGUCCACAGGUGGGUGACCUAUCUGACCUAUCUGGACUUCUUGUUUGACCUCUAGUCAAGCAGGAAUUCUUUCUGUUUCCUUUUUUUAGGGUGAAUAAAGAUGUACUGAAUAAUCUUUAUAAAAAUGAUGUAUGGGGCCAUUUCUUUAAGAUAGAUUCCUGGAGGUCAGAUUAGUGAGUAAAAAUUAUAAUAACAUUUUAGUAAGUUUUUGAUAUUUGACACAGUGCAUUCUGUUAUAAUUGCAAUUUAAGAAUAAUUUGGGGGAUUUCUUCUGCUUUUCCUUUCUGUGUGUAGGUUAUUGUGGUGGUUAUCUUAUAAAAUACUUGUUUGAGAGAUAAAAUGAGUAAGAGUAGAUAAAAAUAAUAUUAAGUAAAAUUAUUUGAGUUCCUUCAGCUUUUCAUUAGAAGUAAAAAUGUAUACAACUUAAAAUUGAUAGAUUCUAGCCGGGCGUAGUGGCGCACGCCUUUAAUCCCAGCACUUGGGAGGCUGAGGCCAGCCUGGUUUACAAAGUGAGUACAGAGAAACCCUGUCUCCAAAGGGGGAAAAAAUUGAUAUAUUCUAAAGGGAUAAAUGUUAUAAGGGACUCAGCAGUGAAGUAUAACUUAUAAAAUAUGUUCAAUUAAGAUUAACAACCUCUUUUAGAGAAAAAAAGCCAAUGCAGGGGCCUUUUCUAUCUUUACAGUAUUGUGGUUGUAAUGAAGUGAAAUCUUUAAGGAGUUUGUGCGGCUCAGGAUGUGAUUUACUGUUUGACAGGAUCACACAGGUAUAGAGUGCAUUCUGAUUGCUCCUUUUCUCCAACCCCUGUUGGCAUCUUUCUCUUCUAAGUCCCUUUCCCAUGUUUGUAUCUUUUUUUUUUUUUUUUUUUUUGUGACCUAUCAAGGGUUUAGAAUUGCUCAGUGGAACCUAGCAGGAUCACCAGUGGAUACACAAGUGAAGACAGUGAUUUCAGUCCCCUAAUUUAUCAGGAGCUAAUUAAUUAGUUCAUCAGGGAGGGGUAGGACCCUGAUGAUUCCCCCCUCCAGUUUUGGCUGAAAAUUGACAAGUCCACUCUUAUUCAGCCCCAGUGCAGAUAACCAUAGCACCUGUGAGUUCCUGUUUGCAAUAGCUGGGCCAUGUCCAGGAGAGAGCAUUUUUACAUCCCUUUUCCCUAUCUUCCAGCCCUACAUUCUUUCCAUGCCCUCUUCUUUAGUGUUCCCUGAACCUUGGAUGGGGGUUAUAAGUACCUUCUUUAGAGCCACCAAGAUGGUUCAGUGGAUAAAGGUGCUGUUGCCAUGCCUGAUGACCCAAGUUUGAUAGCUGGGACCAAUAUGGUGGAAGGAGAGAACCAACUUCUGUAAGUUGUCCUCUGACCUCCACAUACGCACCAUGACACACAUGCACACAAUGAAAAUGCAAUAAUAAAAAAGAAUGAAAAAUAGACAUCCUGUUGAGGGCCCACCACACAAGUAUCCCUUGCUUUCAGCACUGUAAGCAGCCAGGACUCUGUAUUCACCACUGAUCAUUGCAGAGAAAAGCUUCUCUGAUUGAAGGUAAACUGGAAAGGAUACUUUCUGGCUAGUGGUGUUGGGGAAGUCUCAAUAAAGAACUUAGGAAUAGAAUGCUAAGAAAUAAUCCCAAUGAGAAUAAAAAGGACAUAGUGGAUAAGUUCAGGGAUUAACAAUAUUAUCAGGACUCUUAAAAACAGUGAGUUAAGACCUAAGGAAAAUAGUCAGAGAGUAAAUUAAAAUAAACACAAAUUCAGCCUUCAGAACUGGUCCAAUGUUAGGUGAAGUGACAAAGGAGGGCAUUUGCCAUAUAUAUGGGAAAUUGUAAUGACAUGGAUAAACAAGAAUUUAUACAAUUUUCCUUAAUGGUGAGGAAAGUUUUGUUUAAACUAUAUGUAUAAUAUAAGUAUUGGUAGAAGGAACUUAAAAAGAAGAUAAAGAAGGUUGAUCCCUAAACUGGAUUUAUUUCCUACUUUCAUACAUCUCACACUGCAGGAGUGAGAAUAUCGCUAAAGGAAGUCAUGGUCACAUAGUUUCUCUUACAGAAGAAAGUUUAGAAUCAAAGGUAAUCCUUUUUACUAAAUGCUAUAGGAAUAUACUCUUUCUGUUUCAAGUGAAAAAUAUGCAAUUUGAAAUUAAUCAUUUUUAUUACUAUAGAGCAAUACAUUAGAUUUUUCAUUUUAAAUGUAUGUGCGCUUGUGUCAGGUUGUGCGUGCAUCACAUAUGUAUGCACUCAAAUGCACACACCCCUCUCCAGCCAGAGGAUCUCCAGGAGCUGGAGUUAUGGGCAGGUCGUAAACUACCAAAUGUGGUCUCUGGGACUCUAAUUUGGAUUCCCUGAAGGAAUAGUCCAUGCUCUUGACCUCCAGAUGAAGAAUUUUGCACAUUCUCCAUUUCUUAUUGGGAUGGCCUAAAACUAAGGCCAUAUAAUUUGUAUACAAUUUGGCCACUAGAUGGUGCACAUACAGAAUGAAUUUACUUACAUGAGACAGCAGUGUGUGUGUGUGUGUGUGUGUGUGUGUGUGUUUUCAUUUUUCUAAAUAAAUAGCAUUCUUUGUUCACUAAGAUUACUAAAUAUGUGGUAUUUUAAUUAUACCUAAAGGCUUCUGGGUUUAUUUGUAAGUUUAGAAAUAUGUUUAUAAAUAAUCAAGGACCUAUUCUGUAUAAUUUUGAACUAUCUUUACUUCUGUUUAAUUUUUCUGUAUUAUAAAAUACAUAUUACAUUCCUAACUUGAAUUCCUAUGAUAUUCAAGUUUUGCAUAAUGGCUAUUAGAUAUAUACAGUGCUGGGGAUAGUGCACACCUUUAAUUCUAUGGGCAGAGGAAGGCAAUUCUUUAUGAGUUCAAGGUCUUCAUGGAGUUCCAGUUCAGCUAGGGCUACACAGUGAAACAAUAUGUGUGUCCGUGCACAUGCAUGUAUAUUGUAUUGGUCUAAGUUCUCUAGAGAAACAGAACUGCUAGAAUGAAUACAUAUUUAUAUUUAUUAUAUGACACAUAUAUAAGUCUUACAUUAGAUAGAUAGAUAGAUAGAUAGAUAUCUUACAAAGCUAUGGUCCAGCUAUUCUAACAAUGGCUGUCUCCUGACAAAAAGUCUUAAGAAUACAGUAGUCAUUCAGUCCAUAAGGCUCAAUAUCUCAGCUUGUCUUAAGUGCAUAUCAGAAUCCUGAAGAAGUAGGCCCUAAGAGUGAAGGAAUAUACUUGCCAAUUAGAAGUGAGAGCAAGCAGACAAGGAUUAAAACCUUACUUCUUCCAUGUUUUUUAUAUUGCUGCCGUCAUAUAAGAUAGUCUUUCUACUUCAAAUGAUUUAGUCAAGAAAAAUUUCUCACACUUGUGCCUAGAAGUUUGGCUUUAAUUAAUUUCAGAUACAGUUAAGUUGACAACCAAGAAUACACGUAUGUGUAUGUGGAUUUUGCUUUACUAAUGAAGCUUUCUCUAGCUGCUGAGGUUGGAAUUCUAGUGUGGAAUGCUAGUGGGAAGAUGGCUCAGUAGGUAGGAGCACUUGGUGCUUUUCCAGAGAACUUGAGUUUGGUUCACAGUGCCCUGGUUAGGUGACACACAACCACCUGUAUGUAAUUCCAGCUCUAGGGUCCCAAAGCUGUCUCUUCUAGCCUCCAUAGGCACUAGCACACAUGGCAGACACAGAGUCACACAAACAUAUGAAUAGAUACAUUUAAAGGAAAAGUUAAACUGUAUAAAAUGUUAAUUUCUGGGUAUCCUAAGAGGUUAAGAGCAAUUAUUUUUGUUGGUUGCUUUAGGUGGCAUAUUACUUUUAUUCUCUAUUUCAAACAAGCUUUCCAGGUUUUUCUAUAAUGAACUUAAAUUUUGUUUUAGUGAGGUUAAUCUUUCAGUUCUUUUGUGGAAUAAAUAAGGCAACUGUAAAGCAAAGAUCUAUCCCUUGACCCAAUUAUGAUGUUGAUAAGCACAUUGUUCUGUGUGCGUGCACUGUUGUGCAGUCGAUGGCCUAUAUGAAUCAUAGAUUUUUGUUCUUUGGGUAACAAGAUACUUGUUUGUAUAGAGCAGCUUUUUGAGAAAUUGGAAGUUGUGUAGUAAAUAGAUUGAAUAAGCAUACAGCAUAUUUAGUUGUGCUUUGGAGAAACUUGGAGUGAUCUCUAAACUUUGAAUUGUACCUAAGCUCUUUGACUUUCUAGGAUGAGUUUGUGGACACUGAAGGAUUAUUCUUGUGUCUGUAUUGAUACUGUUUGCAAUUUGAUGAAGGAGGUUUGCAUUUAGUAUUUGUAUUGUGUCCUUGUCAUAAUCCAUAAUAUCAAGGCCUGUAUCAAAACUAGAGUGUUAUGUUUUGUUUGAUUUUUUUUUUUUGUCAGAAUAUAUGGAUCAGGACACAUUUUGGAAUCAAACGGUAUAUACUAUCUAUAUGAACUAUAUUAAUGAGCUCUUUAUUAAAUACCUGGACCAUAAUAACAUUUUGUAUUUCAGGAGGUCUUUUUUUGUUCUUUUGGUUUUUUUUUUUUUUUUUUUUUUUGUUUUUCGAGACAGGAUUUCUCUGUAUAGCCCUGGCUGUCCUGGAACUCACUCUGUAGACCAGGCUGGCCUCGAACUCAGAAAUCCGCCUGCCUCUGCCUCCCAAGUACUGGGAUUAAAGGCAUGCGCCACCACACCCAGCUUUCAGGAGGUCUUAUUCUUUCCUUCAAAGAGGAUUCUUAGAUCUGUAUCAACUUUUAAUGUUUUCAUAUAUUCCUUUACUAAACAUAAGUAGAAUAGAAUCACAGUUUGCAAGCUGGUUUCCUAGUCCUUGGAAAUAAACACCAAACUCUAAUCUCUUUGGGAAGGCGUCUUAUUCCUGAGAAUCCCAUGUGGUUCUCUGCUCUUUGGGGACAUGUCUUAGGUAAGGUUUCAAUGAGAUACUAUGGACAUUUUUUCUUCUUGAGCCAAAUUUGCAAUGGACCCAAGGGUGUGGCUUGUAAUACUAUGUCCAGUAGGUUACAUUUAAUUCCUGCCUAGAAGUACAGACAUAAGAAAGAUUUUGUCCACGUCUGAAAAAUACUCGUGACUGAGCCUGGAGUGUGUGUUGUGUUCGUACAGGACUGAACAUUGAUUCAGUUAUUAUCAAGUAGCACUUUUGUUUACAUAUACUUUCUCAAUGGACAUCUAUUGUAACAUAUACUGAUAUAGCACAGCAUGGCUUAUACUUGAGAAUCUGCUUCUUAAACUUGAGAAUGUUAAGAGUUACUUAGGGAGCUUUUUAACUAGCAUUCCGGGAGCUAGAGAGAUGUCUUAGUGGUUAGGAACAUGUUAAUUCCUCCAGAGGACCUGAGUUGAGUUAGUUCAAGCACCCAUAACAGUUUCCAAACACCUGUAACUCCAGUUCCAAGGGACCUGAUAAUCUGAUGCCCUCUUCUGGCCUCCCUGGUCACUUGCAGAUGUGUGGCUUAUACACAUACACAUACACAUACACUGAGACCUUUAGAGAUUUUAUAGUAAAAACCAGGCAAUUCUGAGGCUAACUACUAUAAUGAAAAAAAAACUACACACAACAACAAAAAAAAUCAUUGAUUCUUUUUAAAUGCUUAUUAAUUUAGAAAUCAAGCAGCAUUACUUCAUGAGCCAGAGUAGUAUUUAUACAUUGUUUCAUAAUGAAAGGAAUUAUUGGUGUUCUUUUGCACAUUAUAAACUCAAUCUUAUAACUUUAAGGAUUAUUAUAUGCCAGAAGACAGUGCAUAUUACUCCUUAACAGUUCUUUUUAUCAUAAAAGUUCCAGUGGCCAUUUAUGUAUUUUACUGAUUAAUCUGUUCUAAACUCAGUAGUUAAAACAUUAGAAAUUAAUACACCUUGUAAAAUGAUUUUGCUAUAUUAUAAACAAAUUUCCCUAACAUUAGAUCUUCAGAAUUCAACACGGUAUUUUCAAACAAUUUGAAAACCAAUGCUAAAUAAUAUAAGAUUCAUUGCAAUGUUAAAAUUUAUGAAUAGCAGAUAUUCUUUUAAUGAGAUCAAAGCUGUUAGCAGAAAGAAGCCUUAUAUUUAAAAUUCAGUUCAUAUUUAUAAUUUAUGUAAGCAGUGAAGAUGCCAUUGGAUUUUACACUACGCUGAUGGGAACUUAGUAACCCGGGCUUUCUCCACCCAGUGCGUUAAAUCAGUCAUCCCCAAAGGGUCUUGGUAGCCCAGUGUUUAUAACCUCCUUCUUUACCUGCUAAUCGACCUCACUUCCUGGAUUUCAGUCCGGGUCUAGUUAUCAGCUAACAAAAGAACAGCUUUUGGUUCCUGCAGACGCUGGUGAAAAAAUAAUCACGAGAAAGAAAUCCACCUUAUGUCGUCUUUUUCUGUCUGCAAAAAUAAACUCAGCCACCAUACAGCUAACAGGUACAGAAGGAAGAUACAGGCUCGGUCAUAGGAAGAAACUGCAGAGAAAAUGAGCAUCAUUUCUCAAGGUUUUUAUCUCCCUGAUCUACAAGUGAUGCUGCUGUAAUUGUAGCUGCAGUUUUCACCGAUCAUUCACCACUCAGCAGCUGGUAGAGAAGUAAGACUGCUUGGCAACCACCUGCAGGGCUGCAGAGAUGAAUUACAUUUUCGGAAACAACACACUUCUGUACUCUCGCGCCAGUCGAGGAGGCAAUGCUAGCUCUAGCCAUGGCUCAGUAGGCCCUAAGCAGAAACACUGGGCAAAAAAGGGCUCGUCAGAUGAACUGCAAGCCGAGCCAGAGCCUUCCCGCUGGCAGCAGAUAGUUGCAUUCUUCACUCGAAGACACAGCUUUAUUGACUGCAUCUCGGUAGCCACCAGCUCCACCCAGCCCACAGAAGCUGUUCCUCCCUCCUCUCCCAUUGUCCCUGUGACCCCUGCCCUGCCAGUCCCUGCUGAGAGUACUGUCGUCCUGCCCUCCGCACCACAGGCAAAUCCUCCUCCAGUGCUGGUCAACACAGACAGCUUAGAGACACCAACUUAUGUUAAUGGCACUGAUGCAGAUUAUGAAUAUGAGGAAAUCACACUUGAAAGGGGAAAUUCGGGUCUUGGUUUCAGCAUUGCAGGAGGUACAGACAACCCACACAUUGGAGAUGACUCAAGUAUUUUCAUCACCAAAAUUAUCACAGGCGGAGCGGCUGCCCAGGAUGGAAGAUUGCGGGUAAAUGACUGUAUACUGAGAGUAAAUGAAGCAGACGUUCGUGAUGUAACCCACAGCAAAGCAGUGGAGGCAUUAAAAGAAGCUGGAUCUAUUGUGCGAUUGUAUGUGAAAAGGCGGAAGCCAGCAUCAGAAAAAAUCAUGGAAAUAAAGCUCAUUAAAGGUCCUAAAGGUCUUGGGUUCAGCAUUGCUGGAGGUGUUGGAAAUCAGCACAUUCCUGGUGAUAACAGCAUCUAUGUAACCAAAAUAAUUGAAGGAGGUGCAGCACACAAGGAUGGCAAGCUUCAGAUUGGAGAUAAGCUUCUAGCAGUGAACAGUGUGUGUUUAGAAGAAGUUACUCAUGAAGAAGCAGUGACUGCCUUAAAGAAUACAUCUGAUUUUGUUUAUUUGAAAGUGGCAAAACCAACAAGUAUGUAUAUAAAUGAUGGCUAUGCACCACCUGACAUCACUAAUUCUUCUUCUCAAUCUGUUGACAACCAUGUCAGCCCGUCCUCCUGCUUGGGCCAGACGCCAACGUCACCAGCCAGGUACUCACCCAUUUCUAAAGCUGUGCUCGGAGAUGACGAGAUCACUAGGGAACCUAGAAAAGUUGUUCUUCAUCGUGGCUCAACAGGACUUGGUUUUAACAUUGUGGGAGGUGAAGAUGGAGAAGGGAUUUUUAUCUCCUUCAUCCUUGCUGGCGGACCUGCUGAUCUAAGUGGAGAGCUCAGAAAAGGAGAUCGCAUCAUAUCGGUGAACAGUGUUGACCUCAGAGCUGCAAGUCACGAACAAGCAGCAGCUGCACUAAAGAACGCAGGCCAAGCCGUCACCAUCGUUGCGCAAUAUCGACCCGAAGAGUACAGUCGUUUUGAAGCUAAAAUCCAUGACUUACGGGAGCAGAUGAUGAAUAGCAGUGUCAGUUCAGGGUCAGGGUCUCUUCGAACCAGCCAGAAGCGCUCCCUCUAUGUCAGAGCCCUCUUUGAUUAUGACAAGACUAAGGACAGCGGGCUUCCCAGUCAAGGACUGAACUUCCGCUUUGGAGACAUCCUCCAUGUCAUCAAUGCUUCUGACGACGAGUGGUGGCAAGCCAGGCAGGUCACCCCAGACGGGGAGAGUGACGAAGUCGGAGUGAUUCCUAGUAAACGAAGAGUUGAGAAGAAGGAACGAGCCCGAUUAAAAACGGUCAAAUUCAAUUCUAAAACAAGAGGAGAUAAAGGGCAGUCAUUCAAUGACAAGCGUAAAAAGAACCUCUUUUCCCGAAAAUUUCCCUUCUACAAGAACAAGGACCAGAGUGAACAGGAAACGAGUGAUGCUGACCAGCACGUAACUUCUAAUGCCAGCGAUAGUGAAAGUAGUUACCUAAUCUUGAUUACAGAUGAAUAUGGCUGCUCAAAAGGUGGUCAAGAAGAAUAUGUUUUAUCUUAUGAGCCAGUGAAUCAACAAGAAGUUAAUUAUACCCGACCAGUCAUCAUAUUAGGACCUAUGAAAGACAGAGUAAAUGAUGACUUAAUCUCAGAAUUUCCUGACAAAUUUGGAUCCUGUGUCCCUCAUACAACUAGACCGAAGCGUGACUAUGAGGUGGAUGGACGAGAUUAUCAUUUUGUGACUUCAAGGGAACAGAUGGAAAAGGAUAUUCAGGAGCAUAAGUUCAUUGAAGCCGGCCAGUAUAACAACCAUCUGUAUGGGACGAGCGUGCAGUCCGUGCGAGCAGUGGCAGAGAAGGGCAAACAUUGUAUCCUUGAUGUGUCUGGAAAUGCCAUAAAGAGGUUGCAGAUUGCACAGCUUUAUCCAAUAUCUAUUUUUAUUAAACCCAAAUCCAUGGAAAAUAUCAUGGAAAUGAACAAGCGCCUAACAGAAGAGCAGGCCAGAAAAACAUUUGAGAGAGCCAUGAAGCUGGAGCAGGAGUUCACUGAGCAUUUCACAGCUAUUGUCCAGGGAGACACGCUGGAGGACAUUUACAACCAAGUGAAACAGAUCAUCGAAGAACAGUCUGGGCCUUACAUCUGGGUCCCAGCGAAAGAAAAGCUAUGAAGACGGAUGUUGUUCUUUCUUUUUUCCAUGGUCUCAUCUCUUGCCCUGUUGUGGAGUCUGUCUUCGGUGUCCUCCACACUGACACAGAUCCCCUCCUCAUGGUCGGCAGUUGUGCCCGUUUUUUGACAUCUGUGUCCCUUCAUGUUGCAUCAUCUGUACUAUUCUGUGUUACUCUUGGUUUCUGGCCACUUUUCAGAAUGAAGAUGAAUGGCCUGACCAGCUAUCUAGGGUUUGGGGAGAUGCAAAAUUGUAAAAUUCCUUAAUGUUUAAGGGAAAGUUAACUUUAAGAGAUUUUCAGAAAAGCUUUAUAUACAUUCUUUUCCAAUUUCAGUACAAAUGAAAGAAAAGUGGUUUUAAUCAGUGAUUUAGUGGACCUUGAGCAACUGUGCACGCUUCACUCUAAUAGCAUGGUUUGGCCAGUGUAUUAGCUCUCAAGUUCUUUCCUCAAUUGACUUCUGCUAUUAAAGUAAUGAUUUCAUUAAAAACAAAUAAGAAAAAUAGGGAUUUAUUUCAAAAUUAAUGUCUGAGUUAACUCAUAAUUUCAGGAGUUGUUUGUUAUUCGUGGCAGGUCUUUAUUGUGUGCCCUCCCAUGGGACACGUGCCAGGACUAACCAUGGAGGUGUGCAGCUCUGUGGGAAGUGAGUGGCUCUCGAGCCUUGUCCGUACACUGUGGUUACGGCUCUGUCGCGGUCAAAGAACUCACUUUACACACAGAACUGCAGACAAGAAAGGGUUUCGGUGGACUUGUAGCAAUCAUGGCAGUGGGAAGGAGUCCAAUUCAUAGCCUAAAAUUUUAAUGUAUGCUUAGGGAGGGGUCAGAUUUUAAUGACUAUUUUACCCACAAUAACUGCCUAUUUUGUUAUAAUAAAAUAUAUAUAAAUAUAUAUAAAACUUUCUUUAACUAAACUCUGUAACUAUGGGAAUUAUUUUCUUUACAUAGUUGCACACACAAACAUAUAUAUAUAUAUUUAAAAUAUAUUUUUCUUUUGCCACCUACUUCUAACUUUUUGUUUGGUUUUUAAAUUAAAUAUUAAUUGAUGAGACUUACCGUCCUUAAUCAUGUGAACUGAAGACAAGUGUCCGGUGGCGGUGAGGAGAAACCUCUAGGAGAUUAGGUUGUGAGUAGGCGCCAAGCCUGUUCUCCUCUUUCCUACAGAAGUUCCAGAAGGUUCCUAGGUUUCCUGUCAGUGUUGUGUUCUUGUCAUGGAGUUUGAUUUCGGUCCUCUGCCUUUCCUCCUAGUUCUCCUCAUUUUAUUAAUAGACAGACAAACUCCAUUUUUGCGACUCCCCGAGACACUUCAUCUUGCGUAGCUGCGCUGAACUAGAAUUGCACAGGUGUUAAGUAAACGACUUGAGAAAGGUUAGUGAGAGGCAGAUGCCUUCAGAAGUCACUUUCUCUAGUCCAUUAUUAAUAUCAUUUGGCUUCCCUUUGCUCUUUGGAACUGUUUAUUCGAUACGUGAUUUUGGCAACUCUUUAAAAUUUCCUAAAUGAGUACUGGGUUGUAAAGAAUUAUCCAUUCCAUUUAUGAGAAAGAGGAGAACAGCUAAUAAACUUUAUUGUAAAAUCCA
Messenger RNA from Mus musculus (house mouse), 15253 nucleotides. RefSeq names its product discs large MAGUK scaffold protein 1 (gene Dlg1). Gene Ontology annotation, biological process: endothelial cell proliferation; bicellular tight junction assembly; regulation of potassium ion transport. The coding region runs from base 11114 to 13684 and encodes 856 amino acids. Gene Ontology annotation, cellular component: cell junction; microtubule; sarcolemma. Lineage: Eukaryota; Metazoa; Chordata; Mammalia; Rodentia; Muridae. The transcript has 23 exons. The record is from RefSeq and is a predicted model, not a curated record. Gene Ontology annotation, molecular function: phosphatase binding; potassium channel regulator activity; transmembrane transporter binding.